Oppia nitens is the source of this 840-nucleotide messenger RNA. Its product is annotated as proteasome activator complex subunit 3-like. Gene Ontology annotation, molecular function: endopeptidase activator activity. Gene Ontology annotation, cellular component: cytoplasm; proteasome activator complex; nucleoplasm. The record is from RefSeq and is a predicted model, not a curated record. Gene Ontology annotation, biological process: regulation of G1/S transition of mitotic cell cycle; regulation of proteasomal protein catabolic process; positive regulation of endopeptidase activity. Lineage: Eukaryota; Metazoa; Arthropoda; Arachnida; Sarcoptiformes; Oppiidae. The transcript has a single exon. Bases 62 to 784 code for a protein of 240 amino acids.
UUUAAAACAAAUCUAAAUCAUUUUUAAGAAUAUAUAUUUAAUAUAUUGGGAACAGCUUUUAAUGGACAACUCAACAAAUGUUGGCGACAAAGAUCUGAACGCACUUAAAGAGAGAACCAAAAAGAGUUUGGAUUCUUUGAUUAUCAAUGAAUUUCCUAAAAGAAUUGUUCAAAUGAAUCAACUCAUUGAUACUAAACUUAAUGUUAAUAAAAUUAAAGAAAUUAAGACAAUUGUUAACAUUCCUAUUCCCGACAAACCAACCGCAGAGAUCCAAACAUCAGUGACAACACCGAUAUCGCGGACAAGUCUUGAUCGGCGAGUAUUUCUAUUUCCCAAUGGAGUCAAUCAAAGCAAUUCAGAGAUUUGUAAACUUAUUGAAUGUGUGAAACCUCUUCUUUUGGAUUUUGUCAAAGAUAUGCGAUUACUUAGGUUUGCAAUUCAGUUAAUGGUUCCCACAGUUGAAGAUGGAAAUAAUAUCGGUGUUGUCAUACAGUCUAUAGCCAUUAAACUGAUUGAAUCUUCAGAAAAAUUGGCUUUAAGUCGAUUAAAACAAUUCGGUAAAUAUCAUAAUUCUCGAGGAAAUGUCGUUUCAUGGAUCGCACGAUAUCCUCACUGUCAAGACUAUCGUCAUUGUCUUGAAGAAGAAGACCAAAAAUUUUAUUUAAUUUUGUGUCUUAUGAUUAGAGAAAUGAGAGACAAAUACGUUUCAAUCAAUGAUUUUGUGGUCAAAAAUUUAGACAAAAUCAAGAAUCCCCGACCCGUUCGCAUCAAUUCUAUGUAUUGAAUAUUGACUUAACAUUCAAACCAUUCAUUCAACUAUCAAAUUAUAUACAGUAUAUA